This is a messenger RNA of Serendipita indica DSM 11827, 1152 nucleotides long. The record is from the annotation of a GenBank genome assembly. NCBI's taxonomy places the organism in Eukaryota, Fungi, Basidiomycota, Agaricomycetes, Sebacinales, Serendipitaceae.
AUGAAUAAAAGCACUCCAGUCUGCCUGCUCCCUAUCGAGCUGCUGUCGUCCAUUUUCGUCUUGGUCGUCCGCGAUGAGAUUAGGGACUACUAUAGAGCAGCAAAAGAAGACCAAACGUUCUUCGUCAAUGCGCCACUGAGACUCUCCUGGGUAUGCCAAUAUUUCCGCGCUGUGGUGCAAAAUACUCCACAGUGCUGGACCUUCACUCAAAUGGAUGCCGCGAAAUCUAUUCAAGAGCGGCUCCUCUACUAUUCGCUGCGGUGGAAACAGAUGCCGGGAACAGUCGUCGCGGAAAAUGCGACUUUCAACGGGGGAUCUCAACGCUAUACCCUCAUGUCCUUAUUUCCUACUGGCAUGGUGGCGGAGUAUGUGUAUCGCGAGCGUGCAGGCGAAAGGGCAUCCUGGUCGCCUGUCGAGCUUCCAAUGGCGACCAAAGUUAUCAUACAUCUCCGAGACAUUGGGGAGGAUUCAGUCAGACACGGGAAUUGGACCCAGAGUUUUCGUUACUCGAGCGCGCCAAUUCUCGUUGCAGAGAUAUAUAAUUGCGUCCUGAUGGACCUACCGAAAACCCUUGAAGAGCUCAAAUGGAGUGUUAGGACGUCCCUUCGAUUCCAUCAGCUCGCCGCUGUCAUCACCCUGCCAAACCUACGACGACUGCACCUCUGCCAUCUAACCUUUGCCACCAGAGCGUUAAUGCCAAGACAGAACCCUCUCGUGAACCUGACGCAUUUGGUUCUGGAGAAUAUGUCUUGCCAGCUACUCCGAUACCUCUCGCCGCAUCUCCUCCCGGCCCUCCGCCAUUUGGGGCUGUUCGAUUUUGCGUUUGCAGAAGACAGGUUGGAAAUGUUUAUUCGUGGCAUCUCGUCACACCUAUCGUUCUUGGAUAUAGUUGGUCCUCCAGCGUUGCAGCUGAGCGAAUGGCGACCUCUGCUGAGCGCUGCGACGAAUGUCGUCGAGCUCACGAUUGGUAUUAGAGGACCGGUGAAUGUGAUCUCUAAUAGAAACUUUCUCGAGGCGCUGGCAGAUCCUACUGCUGGUUUGCCUAGUCUCUCGACUCUUGUCAUUCACAGCCAGCUCCCCUAUCUCCCGCCAGCUGCAUUUUCAGAUCAGAUAUCCAGUAUUGUAGGGGCUCGUCAAGUGACGUUGGCAUGA